Molecule: messenger RNA, 2888 nt
Organism: Pseudoliparis swirei
Lineage: Eukaryota; Metazoa; Chordata; Actinopteri; Perciformes; Liparidae
Gene: nrl
Product: neural retina leucine zipper
Exons: 5
Coding region: 371-1705 (444 amino acids)
Biological process (GO): regulation of transcription by RNA polymerase II
Cellular component (GO): nucleus
Molecular function (GO): RNA polymerase II cis-regulatory region sequence-specific DNA binding; DNA-binding transcription factor activity, RNA polymerase II-specific
Source: RefSeq, a predicted model, not a curated record
AUCUCCCUCUCUCUCUCUCUCUCUCUCUCCUCUCUCUCUCAUGUGUGUGUGUGUGUGUUUGGCCUCUUUCUGUUGGUUUGCGGGGCCUCUGUGGCCCAAAGGCCGGUCCGAGGCCUCCGUUGGAGCCCGGUAGUUCUCCUCUCAGGGCCCGGGUUGAAGCUAACGGGAGACCUUUAUAACGAGCGGUCCCUCCUGGGUUCUCGUUGCGGCCCGUCAGGAGAACCGGGUCAGGAGAACCGGGUCAGGGAGGUCAUGAGGGGAACCGGACCAGAGACCAGGACCCGUUUCUCACACAGGAAGCUCACCGCCGCUCCACUUCCUGUCGCCGAGGACCUACGACCCCGAGACUAGAAGAGUCCUCUCCUUCGCCAUGUCCUCCUCUCCUUCCCUCCCCAUGUCGCCUCCCUCCCUCCCCAUGUCGCCUCCCUCCCUCCCCAUGUCCUCUCUCCCCCCCAGCCCCCUCGCCAUGGAGUACCUCAACGACUUUGACCUCCUGAAGUUCGAGGUGAAGCCGGACACGCCCCCUCCGCCGUGCGGGUACGCCAACUCCUCCUCCCUCCUCCUCCCCCACCUCCCCUCCCCCUCCGGCUCGCCGUACACCGAGCACCCCCCGAGGGACUCCAGCCCGAGCUGCAGCCCGUACGACGACUCGCCGCCGCCUUCGCCGGGCGUCGGCGAGGGCCACGAUGGCGACCGGCGCCGCCGCCCGGCGCCCUGUGGCUCCUCCUCCUCCCUCUCGUCGUCCUCCUCCUCCAUCUGCUUCCCGCUGUCGCUCUCCAACAGCUUCACCUCGGGCGUCAGCUCCGGCUCGCAGGGCCCCGCCGAGGGCGGCUCGGGUCACGGCGGUAGCGCCGCGCCGGCCUCGCUGGAGGACCUGAUCUGGCUGGCGGCGCUGCAGCAGCAGUUCGGUGGCGUCGGCGAGGCGGCGGGGCCCGCCACGCUGCUGGGGGCCUUGGGAGGGGCCCCGGAGCGAGGGGACCGGGACCGGGCGCCGGGCGCCGGCUUCCUGGGCUGCGAGGACGCCGUGGAGGCGCUGCUGAACUCCGCCGCCGUCGGCUCGCAGUUCCCAGGUCUGUCCCAGAGCUCCAGCAGCAACCUCGGCGACUCCGGCAGCGACAGCGGCGCCGACACCUCGUGCCCCAAGGGGUCCGACGCGUGCCGCCGGCCGCUCGUCUUCCACCCGUCCGGCGCCGCGUCGCUCGCCAACGGCGCCGCCUACCCGCAGCCCCUCAGCCCCCAGGGGCGCCUUCAUCACCACCAGCAUCACCAUCACCACCCGCACCACCCCAUGCAUGGCGGCCAUCACCACCAUCAUCAUCAUCACCACCCGCAGCUCCAUCAGUGCGGCGCCAACGACCGCUUCUCCGACGAGCAGCUGGUGAACCUGUCGGUGCGCGAGCUCAACCGACACCUGCGCGGCGUGAGCAAGGACGAGGUGGUGCGCCUGAAGCAGAAGCGCCGCACGCUGAAGAACCGCGGCUACGCGCAGUCCUGCCGCUACAAGCGGCUGCAGCACCGCCACGCGCUGGAGUCCGAGAAGCACGUGCUCACGCAACAGCUGGACCAGCUGCAGUGUGAGUUGACUCGGGUGCUGAGGGAGAGGGACGCCUACAAGGCCCGCUACGAGAAGCUGCUCGGCACCGGCGCCGCCCCGCCGGGCCGCGGGGGGAACCCCCCUUCCUCUCCCCCGGACUACUUCCUCUGAGCUCCGCCCCCAGGGAGGGGAAGAAGAGGAAGAAAGGGAUGAGAAACCAGCAUGGAGAGCAAUCAAUGAUGAGUAAUCAGACUUGGGGAAGGAGAAACAAGACUGUGUGUGUGUGUGUGUGUGUGUGUGUGUGUGUGUGUGUGUGUGUGUGUGUGUAUGCGUGUGUGUGUGUGUGUGUGUGUGUGUGUGACUGUGAGAUCCACUCCCGAGUGAUUAAAGAGGAAUCGACCGUUACUUCGGCGGGUGAGACUCGGCUCGCCGCUUUUAAACUUCACUGUGAACGACAGUCGCACCAAAGAACUCGAUAGACGAGACGAUGAAGAAGAAGAAGAAGAAGAAACAAGCUUUAUCUUGCAUUAAAAUAGUCCCUGACACUGCUGAGCCUUUCAUCUAUGCAAUAUCAUAUAUGAAUAUCAUACAUAUAUAUGAAUAUAUAUAUAUAUAUAUAUAUAUAUAUAUACACACAUAUAGCUGCGUCAUGCUCUCCAUAAGGAGUGUGAGGCUCACCCUGUGUAGUCGUGUGUGUGUGUUUCUACAUGAAGCCGCUCGGCGUGCCGUGGACGCCGGGCGGGUUUUCUUUUUUCACAGUUGCCUGACGACGUGUUUGUGAAUGAAUGAAUCCAGAAGAGAGCAGGAAGUGGGAGGAGCCUCUCGUGGGGUCUUCCAGGUGCUAAAGAGUGACGUUUAGCCAUCACUUGCUGUUUGAUCUUUUUUUAACCAAUCAAGGAGCUGGUAGAGUGUGAACUGGACUGGGGGGGGGGGGGGGCGGGGCUAAGGAUGCAGGGAUUCAAACUUUUUUGAAUGCAAAGAAUGGAGACAGGUGUGUGAGCUGUCCCAUGACUCACUGCAGGGGUGAUGCAUUCGAGCGUUAUAUUUAUUUUUGUUUGGGUGUAUAGGUUAAAUAAAUAUUUAUUUUACUUAUUUAUUCAGUAUUUAUUGUUUAUUUAUGUUUACUGAUUCUAAUGAUUAUUAUGUUUUGGCCCCUUUUACUGGUUUUAUUCCACUAUAGCGUGUAUUUUUACCUUCCUAUGCAGUUUAUUAUUUUGUAUUAAUAGAGAUAUUAAUUAAUAUUUAUUGCAACCCCCAAAAAGAAUUAAUUCAUAAAUAAGCGACGGGGCGGUACGGAGGUUGUAGUGUGUGUUCAGACGGCAGAGGAAAUAAAUAAAUAAACAAAGUAAACAUC